GCUACGAUACAUGUCAUUAAAACAGUCAAAAUAAUCUGAGUGUAUGUGACGGUCAGUCAGUUUUGUGUAUUAUAAAAUGUGAACAGUUUAUAAACGUAUUAUACGUAUCAAACACCCGCGAGUACACGCGCGCGCGCACACACAAACACAGAACUUUGACCCGGAAGUAAAUUAAUCGUUGUAUGAGACCCCUCCUCGCUGCUCCCAUAAUUCUUCAAGUGAGAUGCGCACGCAUCCUAUAUUUACCCGAACUGGCUGUGGUUUUUAAGAGACGAUUUGAUCUAUAAACAAGCAAAUAAUUAAGAAAUUGUAAAAGUUGAUCAAACCAGACAUACAAAAAAUACAAACUGAAUGAAGACUUGAUACAGAUAUUCCUAUUUUAUCAUGGCAAAUGCAGUGCCUCCUGGGAAAAAGCCUGCAUUAUGCCGCUAUUUUUUGAGUUCAGGUUCAUGUAUUUACGGCGAUGAAUGUCAGUUUCUUCAUCAAUCUCAUGGGCUUCAAAACUCCUUUGCUAAUGGACCUACAACAGUUAAUGAAAAACAAGGUGAAGCACUGCCGAAUAAUGGUGAUCAGUAUUUCAAUGCAACCUUUAAUGCAGUCGGACCCAUGCCAGAUUUCCAACCAUUGUCUGUAGCAGGAAAGAGACCUAGGCCAAGGUCAAGGAACAGUAUUCUUGGACCAUUAUCUCAGAAUUCUAAGCUCUAUUCCACACCUGGUCCACCUGUUGUCGACCAGAACAUGGCUAAUGAUUUUGCGGCUCUAACCUUAGCUGGAGCUCCUGUUCCAGGAAAACUAUCUAAUCCUGCUGCUGACCUGGUGAAGCAAGCUGCGUCACUGUCUCACAGUUCCAGCACUCCCUCCUUCUCCUCCUUCUCUUCCGUGUACAACUCUUCCAACAUGCCAUCAUCCAUUCAGAGCUCGGCACACAUUACCAAUACAAAUCCAGUGUACUCUCAUGCCAGUCCUAACCAUAGUCCUGGAAUAUCACCGAGUGGAUCCCCCCUGAUGCUGAGACGAACGUCUUCUCCAGCCACACCACACCGACAGACAACCGUGCCUCAGAAAGAUAGUGAUGGGAAUGGAGGCACCGUUCAGGAAAAUGUUGGUGGAACGACUUAUUUUUACCAUCCAGAUGACUUCAAUCCACAGUAUGAAGGCGUUCAACUGCCCAAUUUCUCAGUAUAUCCGGGCGUGCCGCCCCACAUUGCUCACAUGAAGGUCAAGGUCAACAUGCCACAAUUUUUCAUGCCAGAUGAAUUAAAAAUGGAUGUGUUAAGUAAACAUUCGCUUAGUCUGGCACAAAUUGAUCACAGUCAAAACCCAGAUAUUCCUGCUGAAAUGGACCAUUAUAAUAACCUGUUUCCCCUGGAACCGCCAACCAGUAUGAUACAAAAGUCAAACACAUUUCACUACCCAACGAUGUGCUAUAAAGCUGUUAAUACAAAAGAUGGCUUGACCUACUGUAUAAGAAGAAUACAAGGGUACCGAUUGGCCAAUACAAAGUGUAUGCCACUGAUUGAUAUGUGGAGGAAGAUGUAUCAUCCAAAUAUUGUUCAAUUACGGGAAGUGUUCACAACAAAAGCAUUUGGUGAUAGCUCGAUAGUAUUUGUGUAUGAUUACCACCCAGGAGCUGAAACGUUGAUGUCUCGGCAUUUUCUCCAUCCAGCGCAAGUGAACGGAUUUAACCCAGAAACUAACUCAAGACAAAACAGUGUCAAUAAAGGAAUGGCUAACUCAGCUGUGAGCAGUUCGAACCCACACUCUGAACUCCUGCCAGAAAGUUUGAUUUGGACAUAUGUGGUUCAGCUUAGUUCUGCCCUCCGUGCCAUUCAUGCUGCUGGUCUUGCCUACAGGAUACUGGAGCCCUCCAAAAUCCUCAUCUACAAUAAAUCCAGAGUUCGAUUGAACUCUGUUGGAAUCAUUGAUGUGCUGACAUUUGACAACAGCAAGACGAACCCACUGGCUGUGAUGCAACACUAUCAGCAAGAAGAUCUGGUUGCUCUAGGUAAAGUGUGCCUGGCUCUGGCCUGCAACAGUGUGCUCAGUGUACAAAGAGACCAGCUGUCGGCUGCCAUGGACCUCAUCACCCGCAACUACUCGCCAGACUUGAAGAAUCUGAUUUUGUAUUUACUUACAAACCAGAACAGACCUAGAAGUAUUAACGAUGUGAUGCCGAUGAUUGGUGCAAGAUUCUUCACACAGCUUGAUGCUGCUCAGCUUAGGAGUGAUGUCCUGGAAAAUGAAUUGGGCAAGGAAGUUGAAAAUGGACGCUUGCUUAGACUUCUCUGUAAACUUGGUUCAGUGAAUGAAAGACCUGAUUCUCGAACCCUUGAUAUUUGUAGGUUCAACAUGGACCAAAGUUGGACUGAAACCGGAGACCGGUACAUUCUGAAACUGUUCCGAGAUUACCUCUUUCACCAAGUCGACGAGAAUGGAGCACCAUGGAUUGACAUGGCACAUAUUGUGCAAUGUAUGAAUAAGGUGGAUGCCGGUGUUCCGGAAAAGAUUUGUCUGAUGUCUCGGGAUGAGCAGGUGGUUCUAGUUGUGUCAUACGCGGAAAUCAAAAGAUGUUUUCAGAGUGCUUUUUCCGAGUUGUUGAAUGUUGCUCAUCAGGCAAACUUCUCUUAGCGGCUGAGUUCUCACCGGAGACGAAUGCAGACUGGCAGUUUAUAUAAGGCAGCAUCAUUAGAAUCCGGAUAUAAGUCCAGACUGCAUUUAGGUUAGGCCUCGUUCACCAUCGAGUUGACUUCUGAAAGAUCUCAGUGUGCUUUUGUGACCAAAGUGUUUGUCUGAUGAUGAUAAUGAUUAUCUGUAUAAGAUUUGUUGCCCUUAAUUUAGUUUUCCUUUUCAAAUUAAUCCAACUUUUGCUUGAUGUUGGAGAUAACUGGUGACCCGUGACAUGGAGUGUUAGAACAGUAACAAACCUUUCCCCAUAUUUCUUUGUGUUAAUGACGUUCUUUUUCAUUAAACGGUACGCAGAGGGUAGCGAUACUACUUCUUCCUUGUCCGUCCAUUGCUAAGUUCAUGAGGAGCAUCCAUGGUUAGUCAAAGCAAAAUAGUUUCUAUACUUUAAUUAUUGGUAUAAGUGUGUAUCUGAAAUCAUCUGGUAUGGCGGUUGAGUGGUUGUGUUGGUUGUUCAUCUGAAAAGAUUUUUAAAUUUCGGUUUUUCCUCAUCAGUAGUUGGAUAGAUUGGAUCCAACAUAGGAAAUAAAAAUGGAAUGGAAUGUAUUGUCAGAUUAAAUAAUUGUACUUUCAUAUAUAACACUUAUUAAUAAUCAAAUUUGAUUACUAUUUCUUUUUUGGUGUUUAGCUCCCAGCAUUUGUUACAAGAAAAUUUGAUAGGUUGGAUUUGGUUAAUACCAUGUAAUACAUUGUGUUUAUUAUUAUUAUUAUUUGGGUUUUUUUUAUUAUUUUUAUUAUUAUUAUUAACAUUUUUACAACAAUGCUAUAGAGAGUUCCACAAGACACUUAAAUAUUAAUUAUUUUAGUACAUAGGGUUUCCAGUCUUAAAGCCUUGUGUGGAUUUGAAUAUUAACGUAUUUCACGGAUUUUAACUUUUUCUUCUGCCAGGUUUUUUUUAACGCUAUAAUUAUGCGAUUGUAUUUCUGUUGAUUUCCUUGGCUGAGACACAUAUUUCUCUCUCUCCUUGACUGAAUGACGUGCCGGAAAGAAAGGAAACUUUGUUGUUAUUGUUGUUGUGACAGUUGACUUGCCGAAGAGUGCAAAAUGAGAUCCCACAUUUCACCUUCAUCGAGUGCAUUUGGUCACAAAUAAAUGCCUGUGUUAGAUCUUGUUUAAAAAUACAUAUUUAUUGAUGUAGCCUGCUCGGUAAUAUAAAUUUGGAGUUGGCCUUGAUGGCUGUAAAAACAGUUGCAGUUCUAGUUACUGUUUGUGUCACAUGUGAUGCGUGUGUUUUUAUUUUCGGUGUUUAGUCCAUGACAUUUUAAGUGGAAGUAAUAAUGGCCGUCUGCAGUAAGGUGUACACUUUAACACAUGUUAAUGAGAAUUAAUUUCCACGACCUGGCUGUGUUUGUUAUUUUUGUCAUGUUUUGUUUUUAAUCUCUCAAAAUUCCACAAGUCUGUUUUCAUCUCUCUUGUUCCCAAAAGAAGGGCAGUCGCAAUAAUGAUAUUGGACCAGUCACAUGAGCUAGAAUAUUUGGAUGUAAUGAAGUUUGGAAUGCUGAAGCGUUAAUUCAUUUACAAUUCUUCUGAGCUAACAGUUUGAAUAUAAGUGAGGUUUGAUUUGCUGCAAUGUUUUAAUACAUGUGAAAUGAAAUAUUGAGAAUGAAAUGGUGUGUUAUCCAAAAGUUCACUCUAGUCUGUCUGUUUUGCUUGGCAAAAGAUAAGUGUCCGGUGGUUUAGUCAUGAUGUACCAAUAAUAAUUAUUACGGAAUGACCUGUGUUAAAUAUAUGUGUAGACAGUUUGUAAAAGUAAAGGUAUACCGUGUAUAACCUGUCCAAAAUAGUAGUUUGUUGAACUUUUGGAUGUACGCUAAUUCAUGAAUAUAAUGCAAAAAUUAUUGACAGCGAGUAUCUAUACAUUUCUAAAAAUGUUUUCACACGUUUGAUUGUAGGAAAUGAUAAAUGUAAAAUACUGUAUAUCAUGAAAAAACCCACAAGAUAUGGUAUUAUUGUGUUUGGCAGUUGUAUGCGAAAAUGCUUACUAAUGCAGCUGAUAAUUUUAAUUUAAAAAGUAAACUUUAUUUUUAAUAAAAAAAAGAGUUAAUCAACUAAUUUAGUUUCAUCUCAAUAAAACAAGUUUUACAAUCACAUGAGUAGCAGCUAGCCACUUACUCGGACCACUUUAAUAAUUUGCUAGGUUUGGAACACUUAUAGUACGUUUACAUCUUGUGAAUCAAUCAAUCAUUUGUUCAGAUUACAGCUUCUUUUAAGUUUUAUCUUAUUGUUUUGCUGCAGUAUAUAUCAUAUGAUGCAGAGUGUUAAUGGGCAUAGAUAAUGUUUUGAAGUAAACUUUAUUGUCGUAUUGAUGGCUUAAACUGUAUAUGCAAGGUUCAGGAAUGUCCAUCUUAAACCAAAUCUCUGGCAUUGAAAACUAAUACUAUUGUCAGUACACUUUCAUUGCUGACUUCAAAUAGAGAGAAAGGAAACUUGCUGUCAUUAUUUUUUAAAGAACGUAUUUUUAGGUGGUACCCUCUGUGAAUUUAUGUAAUUAUGACAGUUUGGAAAACCGUAUUGGUAUGAAUUUAAAAAAAAGUUUUAAAAACCCCCCACCCCUUUAUACAUAUACAACUUUGAUGUAAUCUUCUGUUCAGAUUGAAGCAAGAUUAAAUCCAGACAGAAAUACCUGCAAUCUCUCUGCAAGCCAUAACUGUAACCAGAAAUAAAGAUUAACUAAACAGCAUGCUAACCCUAGCAGUCCAACACGUACUUAACAUUCCAUUAUCUAUUUUCAUCCCUUUUGACAAUGUAACUUAGAACUUUGAUCUGCUUUAAAUAUGAACAAUUCUUUAUUUUUAAAACUGACUACUUGGAAAGAAUUUUUGGCUACAUUUAUGUUAUAAGAAAUACAAAUUUUAAAUAUAAAGUAGGCCCACAUUUAUUAAAACUUAAAAAGACACUUUCCUUUUGCAAAUGUAUAAAAUAGCAUUGUUUAAGAAAUAUUUUUACUAUUUUGAAACAAAUUAAAUAUUUAAAAUCUGAAUAUUUAGGUUUUCAGAUAUUUUAAUUAAUAUUUGUAAUAAUAAAUCUGGGGUUUUUUCAUGGAACUGGAAGGUUUGGGUUUGUUUGUUGAUUUUUUAAUUUGGGGUUGGAGGGUUGGGGUGGGUUUGAGUGACAGUGCUGUUUUUUUGGAGGUUUUUUUUUUCUUUAAUCUAAUGGAGAGUAUAACUAUGAAACAGCUCUGGUUGUAUGUUAGGGCUAAAUUUAACUUUUCAUCUUCUUGUUUGCAUUAGAUUUUUUUUAUUGACACUUCUUUGAUCAACCCAAAGAUCUGAUACUUGAAACAUUUGUUACACAGGUGAAGAUACAUUGAUCUGCUUACUGUUAAAGCUGUGUAGCUCAGCAGGUUUGAUUGGAUCUUUUAGUAGAUGUUUCGUUCAGAAAUGAAAAUUAAUGAACAUUAAAGGGUAAAGUAUGUAAACUUGUUUUCAACUUAGGUUUGCUAAUGCGGUCAUGGAAUUGUCUUUGUAAGAUCAUCUCACAAGAAUGAAGUCUGUAGUGUUCUCUUUGUACAUGUUGGGUCAUGUGGCCUUACACAAGCGUACAUUUAUUUGUGAUGAGAUUUAUCUGUACAUACUGUUUGUAGAUAUGUCAAUGUAUUUUAUUCAUCCAUUCCCAUUGUUUGUUCACACGUUUGGUGCAUUUCGCUACACUUGUCUAUAGCAAGCAGUGCUUGACAGUUACUUGAAAAUGUUGCUGUCAAACAGUCCUACUUAAUGUACACUGGUAUUCUUCACAAGGUUUUCACCAAAUAAAAAGCUAGUGGUAGAACUGAGGUUAGCAUAUUUGUAAGGAUGGGAGACUUGGUUGUUAAGAAAUUUGAGAAGUGCUUGCCUGGUGGUGGUGGGUGGGGGAGUUUUGAGGAAAACAUUUAUAUGUGUAGGUAUUUUAUAUUGUUUAUUCUUCUCACAACUAUAUAAAGAGUUUCAGUUUUUGUCAAAUUGUCAGGGUAGGAGACAUUAUUUUAGGAUACUAGUAUACUGUACAAAAAUCCUAAAUUGGGACAUGUUAAUAAACAUGUUCAGUAUUUAUAUUACAAUUAAUGUCAGACGUUUCUGAAGAAGUCGUCUUAGCAACUGCCAAAACAUUGAAUAUUAAUUGUAACAGAAAUAAAGAACAUGUACUUGGUUUUAAAAGUACUUUCUGGUGGAAACCUUGCCGUGAUAUAAGACACUUUCGACAUCUCUAAAGCCAUAUAGUAUAACCUGUAUGCAAUGACCUCGUCUCAAAGUAAAUGUUGUGUCCAUUAUAUAGCUGAAUUAUGUUGGUUUUUAUUUAGAUCCAUUGUAUGCUGUCAGGUCUCUGAGAAGUGAAAAAUCUUUAAGUAAUCCGAUUCAUUUUGUGUAAUGUUGAAUAUGAUGUCCUGUAUUUAUAGUGUGUACAAAAAAUAUAUAAAUGGGUUAGACAAAAUAGACUUGUACGAACAACAGUCAAACAAAAUGAACAUUUGUGCAAUUUUCAAAAGCCAGGUCGUUUCAGCAUGUUUCUUACAUAAAACUAAAGUGUUGAAUUAA
This is a messenger RNA of Gigantopelta aegis, 7193 nucleotides long. Its product is annotated as PAN2-PAN3 deadenylation complex subunit Pan3-like. The record is from RefSeq and is a predicted model, not a curated record. The coding region runs from base 385 to 2628 and encodes 747 amino acids. The transcript has 18 exons. Gene Ontology annotation, molecular function: protein kinase activity; ATP binding; metal ion binding. Gene Ontology annotation, biological process: nuclear-transcribed mRNA poly(A) tail shortening; protein phosphorylation; mRNA processing. Lineage: Eukaryota; Metazoa; Mollusca; Gastropoda; Neomphalida; Peltospiridae. Gene Ontology annotation, cellular component: P-body; PAN complex.